UUUUGGUGUUGCCGAAAGCUGCUAGGGAUGAUGAUGAUGGCGGAGUUGGUGCAGGGACAGGCCUCGGUGGCACAGCCCGGAAUGAAAGCAGACGGCUUCGCCGACGCUUUACAUCGGGCCCGACAGAUUGCGGCCAAAAUGGGGGGUGACCAGAUGGCCCACCUGAACAGCUCCUCACCUGUGGUAGACCCCUCCCUCUACGGCUAUGGAGGACCGAAGCGGUCGCUGGACGAAGGGGUAGGUAACCAGCUCGGAGCAAUGGUACAUCAAAGGGCUAUUAUGACCGAAGACUUCAAAGUGCCUGACAAAAUGGUGGGAUUCAUUAUUGGCAGAGGAGGAGAGCAAAUUACCAGAAUUCAGCUUGAAUCGGGCUGCAAAAUCCAAAUCGCAGCAGACAGUGGGGGGAUGCUGGAGAGGCCCUGUACCUUGACUGGAUCCCUGGAAAACAUCGAGCAGGCCAAACGGCUGCUGGGGCAGAUCGUGGAGCGGUGCCGCAACGGCCCCGGGUUCCACAGCGACCUGGACGGGAACAGCGCGGUGCAGGAGAUCCUGAUCCCCGCCAGUAAAGUGGGGCUGGUCAUCGGGAAGGGAGGGGACACCAUCAAACAGCUUCAGGAGAGAACGGGGGUGAAGAUGAUCAUGAUUCAGGACGGCCCCAUGCCAACGGGCGCGGACAAGCCCCUGAGAAUCACGGGGGACCCCUACAAGGUGCAGCAAGCCCGGGAGCUGGUCGUGGAGAUCAUACGUGAGAAGGACCAGGGCGAUUUCCGGUUGGGCAGGAGCGAGUUUGCGUCCAGGCUGGGCGGAAGCAGCUUGGAUGUCGCCGUGCCGAGAUUUGCGGUGGGAAUCGUCAUCGGGCGAAGCGGCGAGAUGAUAAAGAAGAUUCAGCACGAUGCCGGCGUGCGGAUCCAGUUUAAACCAGACGAUGGCAUCAGCCCAGACCGAAUCGCCCAGGUGAUGGGUCAACCUGACCGGUGUCAGCACGCUGUCCACCUCAUCAACGAGCUGGUCCACACUGCGCAGGAGCGUGACGGUUUCGGGGGAGCAGGAGGUCCCCGCGGCCGGGGUCGAGGUCGUGGCGAGUGGAACAUGGGGACGCCCGGGGGCCUGCAGGAAGUGACAUACACGAUACCCGCCGACAAGUGCGGCCUGGUGAUCGGGAAAGGUGGAGAGACAAUCAAGAACAUCAACCAGCAGUCCGGGGCGCACGUGGAGCUGCAGAGGAACCCCCCGCCCAACACCGACCCCAACGUGCGCAUCUUCACCAUCCGGGGCACCCCCCAGCAGAUGGAGCUGGCCCGGCAGCUGAUCGACGAGAAGAUCGGGGGGUCAGGCAUGGGGGGUAAUGGCAGUUUUGGAUUGAGCCCAUUCACUCAAGCGACGGCCACUCCUCACCAGAAGCCAAGCUGCGGGGCCCGCCUCCCAGCAGAGCUCCCCUCCAGACUACAGUGCGGCCUGGGCCGAGUAUUACCGGCAGCAGGGGGCGUACUACGGACAGGGCACACAGCAGACACAGGCCCCUGGCCUUCAGGAACAUUAGAAUGGAUGUCCUUUGAUGAUUUUGGAAUCUUUGAGAGAGAGAGAGAGAGAGAGAGAGCAAGAGAGAGAGAGAUAGAGGGAGGCUAUGGAAGCAAACCUUUUAUGACAGGUUUAUAGAUUCGGCAAUGUCUUGAAGACUUAAUUUUUUUUUCUUAGUGCAAAACACUAGCUGUAGAAUUACUUGUACAAUUCAAAAGAAAAGGAUGAAUUUCUAAAUCAGGAACAUUUAAUUGUUACUAAAGUGUGAAUACCCUUCUAUUUGAAUGGACACUUUCUGGGACUUCUUGGGGCAUGAGAGAAUCUUUUUGUUUUUUGUUUUUGUUUUUUCCUUUUUUUUUUGUUUUUUUUUUAAUCUAUAUUAAUUACAAAACACACCCCAGAGUUGUAACAUUUCAACAAAAUGCAAUAUGAUCUAUUUUUUGUAGUUCUGUCGCAAUAAAGUCGUGAUUAUGGGCUUAGCAGUCUUGAGUAUUUUUUUUUUUUUUUAAUGGUUUUCUGUUUGUCAAUGAAAAAUGUUUUAAAUGUGUAAUGUGUGCUUUCUUAUUUUCAUUUUUACAUAAACCAUUUUUUAAUUCUGUGAGAUGAAACUGUGAUAUCAUGUUACGGGGAAAGGUAUUAUUUUGUUACAAAAUACCGGGAGUGGUUUUCAGCAAAUGGCAGUCAAUUACUAAUUUAAUUCCUGUUCUGUGUAAUAUUCUAUUUCAAUGUCACUGUAUUGUAUUCUGGUUUAAAGAGGUGCAAUAUCCCAUUUCCUUUUCUUGAAACAAAGAUGAACUCUAUAAUAUUUUGACAAAUGUUUAACCAGUAGGUCUUGGAUUUAAAUCAUGUUUUUUAGGCAAUUGAAGAUGUAAUGAAAAAUUAUUUUUUAUUACAGUGAUCUAAUAUGGGAAAGGGGGGGGGGGUGUUGCAUAUUGUGAAUUGAUGUCUUUGCUAUCUUGUUAAACUAUGUGUAUGUUCAGAUACUUGACAAAAUAGUUUAUUUAAAAUAUAUGUAAUUAUCUGAUGUUCACAGGAAAACUAUCCCUGUUCUGUUUUCUGUUUUCAUACUGAAAAAUGUUCAACGAUAGUGAAUGUGUAAUUUGAAAUCUGAUGUUGCAUCUUUGCUGCAGGCAAAAUUUUGAGAAGAGAUUUUUAUGUGCGCUCUGUAUUUUGACCGUUCAAGACUGCUAAGCCUUUAUUCAAUCCUGUGUAAUUAAUUGUAGCUUUUAUAUUUUAAGUAUUGAAAGAUAAGUUGUUUGUUAUUUGGUACCACCAAGCUCCCCACCACCCCAGACAGUAUACACUGUGGACUCUUGCAAAUGAUAAUAACUUUUUCAUUGAUUGGUUUUUUUUCUUUCUAUUAUGUGUAAGCUAAUAUAUGUAUGAUUGAUUAGUUACAAAAUGAUUAUAGUAUUAUUAACUGCAUUGCCUAAUGAAAAGGGAUAUUAUAAUUUCAAAAUGUUAAACUUUAGUGUUUUAUUUUUCCUCAUAUGUACAGAUAACCAUGUAUUAAAAAGGUUGAGUAAUUUGUUUUUCAGUUGAAAUGAAGUGGGGGUUUUCUGUUUUAUGUUUGGGGCAAUUGUUUUUUUUUUUUUUUUUUUUUUUUUUUUUUUUUUUUAGCACAUUCCAAUUUCAAAGUGUUCGCUUUUAUUUGCAGUUCUCUUAAACCUAGAUCUACCUUUUGGAGCCCUGUCAUUGGACAAACCAGGCAAUCUAUAUAUACAAUAUAUAGAAGUUAUAUAUGUUAUAUAUAAUGUUUUAUAUGUUAUAUAUAGAAAGUAUAUAUUCUCUCUAGUGAAUUUUUACUCUUUAUUUGCCAUUUCACACUCUGUAAUAAAUUAACCACAAAUCUCUUUUGUGGUAAAAGUAAAGAAUCUUUAUUUUUGUAACAUUAUAAAGUUUUAAAAAACUGCACCGGUCUGAAGUCUGAUAGAUUUAUCUCUCUUUUACCCCUCGAGAUUUCUUUUUUUUUUUUUGCUGUGUACCCUCAUUAUGAGAUUAAAAUCCUAAAUUCCAAAUGAAAAA
Molecule: messenger RNA, 3543 nt
Organism: Conger conger (European conger)
Lineage: Eukaryota; Metazoa; Chordata; Actinopteri; Anguilliformes; Congridae
Product: far upstream element-binding protein 3-like
Exons: 16
Coding region: 28-1656 (542 amino acids)
Biological process (GO): regulation of DNA-templated transcription
Cellular component (GO): nucleus; cytoplasm
Molecular function (GO): mRNA binding
Source: RefSeq, a predicted model, not a curated record